This is a messenger RNA of Penicillium malachiteum, 924 nucleotides long. Its product is annotated as shikimate dehydrogenase family protein. Gene Ontology annotation, molecular function: shikimate 3-dehydrogenase (NADP+) activity. The coding region runs from base 1 to 924 and encodes 307 amino acids. The record is from RefSeq and is a predicted model, not a curated record. Gene Ontology annotation, biological process: shikimate metabolic process; chorismate biosynthetic process. Lineage: Eukaryota; Fungi; Ascomycota; Eurotiomycetes; Eurotiales; Aspergillaceae. The transcript has a single exon.
AUGGCUGAACAACAAAAACCAAUGACUCUUCAUCUGGUCGGAGUUGGAGUCACCCAUUCCAUCGCCCCAAAAAUGCACAACUAUAUUGCACAAUCUCUUGGUCUCCCUUGGACAUUCUAUUCAACAGAGUGCGCGACAUUACAGGACUUGCUUGAGCUUGGCAAAAACCCCACUACUGCUGGAUUGGUGGUUACAAUGCCAUACAAGAAUUCUGUGAUGAACCAGUUGGAUGAGUUGGAUGAACUGGCUAUCAUCAUUGGUGCUUGCAACAAUGUCUAUUACAAGAAUGGCGAGACAAGACGGCUGUGUGGAACGAACACCGACUGGAGAGGAAUUAAGGGCAGCCUUUUAGAGAAAGGAAACGAAGCCGAGAGACCCUCCGAGACAUCGCCUGCUUCGGCCCUGAUUGUCGGUGCUGGUGGUGCAAGCCGUGCAGCCGUUUACGCUCUUACGGCUCAUCUCCACUGCCCCAGGAUCUACGUUCUGAACCGUGACAAUCAGGAAGUUCUCGACCUUAUUCGUGACUCAAAACGCCUUCCCCUUGUUCCUGAGAUUAUCCACGUCAAAACAUUGGAGCAAGCCAAAGAGCUAGACAUUCCCUACUACAUCGUCGGGACAGUGCCGGACUUUGAACCAACAACAGAGUCUGAGCGUACUGUGGCUUCGUUACUGGAGCAUUUUCUCUCUCGACCUAACAAAGGUGUUGUCCAUGACAUGUGCUUCAAGCCACGAAGAACUAGAACUAUCAAGUUGGCAGAGAGUUUGGGCUGGCCUUGUGUGGAGGGAACGCAUGUUAUCGGGUACCAGAUCGAGGAGCAAUGGCGUCUUUGGGCUGGAGAAGAACUUGUAUCUAAGUUGGAUCGUGAAGGAGCAUGGAAUGUCUUGAUGCAGGCGGCUGAAGAAAGUACAGCGAUUAACUUUUAA